CGCCUGGGCAGGCUAUAGCGGUGUGCUUGGUUGGGGUGCAGAGCAGUUGAGAAGAGCUCACAGCGUGGCCAGAUGCUGCUGCUCCGGUCUCUGCGGCUCACCAUGUCCCUCAGCCUCUUCCGGCGCCUCCUCCUGGCAGUCCUGCUACUGGUGACCAUCUGGACCCUCUUUGGGCCCUCCGGCUUCGGGGAGGAGCUGCUGAGCCUAUCCCUGGCGUCCCUGCUGCCAGCCCCAGCCUCACCGGGGCCGCCCCUGGCCCUGCCCCGCCUCUUGAUUUCCAACCCCCAGGCCUGCGGUGGCCCCGGACCCCCUCCCUUCCUGCUCAUCCUGGUGUGUACGGCCCCGGAGCACCUGAACCAGAGGAACGCCAUUCGGGGGUCUUGGGGCGCCAUCCGCGAGGCCCGGGGUUUCAGGGUGCAGACGCUCUUCCUCCUGGGAGAGCCUCUCGGGCAGCACCUCCCCGACCUAGCCUCGGAGUCGGCAGCGCAGGAGGACAUCGUGCAGGCCUCCUUUCAGGAUUCCUACCGCAACCUCACCCUCAAGACCCUCAGCGGGCUGAACUGGGUGAAUAAAUAUUGUCCUAUGGCCCGCUACGUUCUCAAGACGGACGACGACGUGUAUGUCAAUGUCCCAGAGCUGGUGUCAGAGCUGAUCCAGAGAGGGGGCCCUUCAGAGCGAUGGCAGAAGGGCAGGGAGCCACAGGAAGAGCCCACAGCUGUCCACCAGGAGCACAGAGGCCAGACAGUCCCGCUUCUGUAUCUAGGCCGACUGCACUGGAGGGUGAACCCCAUCCGGACACCAGGCUCCCGGCACCAUGUGUCAGAAGAGCUGUGGCCUGAAACCUGGGGUCCUUUCCCACCUUACGCCUCGGGCACAGGGUACGUGCUGUCCGCCUCGGCUGUGCAGCUCAUUCUGAGGGUGGCCAGCCAGGCGCCGCGUCUACCUCUAGAGGACGUCUUUGUGGGAGUGAGUGCAAGGCGAGGAGGCCUUGCCCCCACACACUGCGUCAAGCUGGCUGGCGCCACCCACUACCCCCUGGACAGGUGCUGUUACGGGAAAUUCCUGAUAACAUCCCACAAGGUGGAUCCCUGGAAAAUGCAGGAAGCCUGGAGGCUGGUGAGCGGACUGGAUGGGCAAAGGACUGAGCCCUUGUGCUCCUGGCUCCAGGGACUCCUGGGUAUCUUGAGGUGCCGGUUCAUAGCCUGGCUCAGCAGCAGCUGAGAGCCAGGGGCCACAGAAGAGCAUCUCAGGGACCUGUGCCCCACAGUCAGUGUGCACAGACUGCAGCUCCUCCCUGUGGUGAUCCCUCCUCACAGCAGACUCUAACGCCACCCCAGGCAAGGAGAGAGAGGAGACUUGGGGCCUGACAGCUCCCGACAGUCAGUCACCCUCACCCGGGAGGGAUAAACGCAGGAGGGUACCGGGAGACUGCUGUUCUCACCAGCUGGGACAAGAGCAAUAAACUCGUCUCUUCACCCCACGUGCAGGCUGUCACCUGUCUUCACCACGACCCCAGCACACCCGGAGAGCCUGGGGGCUCCAAUGCAGCUGCAUGCAAGUCCAUCUUGGACAGCCACUCGGGAUAAGGCUGAGGCAACCACAGGUGUGGAGUAGGAGAGAGGCAGGACAAUGAGCUGAGUCUAGAGUAGCCCCACGAGGGGAAAACAUCUACAGGACGAUCCAAACACUCCCCCAACCUUGUUUAUACCCACCCAGCCAGCUAGCCAAGGUGAGACACACAGCACACAGGAUGAGUUCCUACAGAUCUUUUUGAUUUGUUUUAUUUACAAAUUUGAUUUGUGUGUGUAGAGUGCAUGUGACUCGUGUGUGUGUGUGUGUGUGUGUGUGUGUGUGUGUGUGUGUGUGUGUGUGUUGGCCCAUAUGUACACAGAAAGUCAAAAGACAACUUGUGGGAGUGGUUCUUUCAUUCCACCAUGUGUCUUCUGGGAAUUAACCUCAGGUUUGGCAUCAAGCUCCUCUGCCCACUGAGCCAUCUGGCCCCAUGGAUCAUCUCGGGAAUGCUGUCUCGGGCUCAUCGUACAAAUCUAUCCAGUGCAGAUGGGCGGGCUCCAGAAGGCUUGGCCGUCUCUUGUUUCUGUUGCUGCUGCUGCUCAAGGCUCUGGCGGACUUUGUCCUGGAGAUAAGAAACGGGGCCCAGGACAGAGUGAGCAGAGGCUGGUGAGAAGGCUCAAGGCUGGCUACCCCACGUCUGCAUACCCUGUGCUCCUGGUCCAUGACCUUCUUCUUCCUCUUCACCAGGCUCGCUGUGGAGCCCCGGCCCUUCUGCUUCGCCUUGGGUUGGAAGGCAGCCUUGGCAUCGGGGUCAUAGCCCUGAAAGGGACCAAGUGAAACCAGGAGCGGCCCAGGGAGCGGGCAGUUCCCCCUGCUGAGCUGACUUCCAAAGGGGGCCCUGCCUCAACGCCGCCAUGUGCCAUCCUUUGGUCAGGCCCAUGGGAGGCCUGCCUGCUGAAUGGGGACGGAGGGGAGGGGAGGGCGGAGACUGCAGUCGGUAUGUAAAAUAAAUGAAAAAAGUGUUAAA
Molecule: messenger RNA, 2539 nt
Organism: Peromyscus maniculatus bairdii (prairie deer mouse)
Lineage: Eukaryota; Metazoa; Chordata; Mammalia; Rodentia; Cricetidae
Gene: B3galt4
Product: beta-1,3-galactosyltransferase 4
Biological process (GO): protein O-linked glycosylation
Cellular component (GO): Golgi membrane
Molecular function (GO): hexosyltransferase activity
Source: RefSeq, a predicted model, not a curated record